Chinchilla lanigera (long-tailed chinchilla) is the source of this 4535-nucleotide messenger RNA. RefSeq names its product Cbl proto-oncogene-like 1, E3 ubiquitin protein ligase (gene Cbll1). The record is from RefSeq and is a predicted model, not a curated record. The transcript is spliced from 6 exons. Gene Ontology annotation, biological process: regulation of cell adhesion; protein ubiquitination. NCBI's taxonomy places the organism in Eukaryota, Metazoa, Chordata, Mammalia, Rodentia, Chinchillidae. The coding region runs from base 622 to 2112 and encodes 496 amino acids. Gene Ontology annotation, molecular function: ubiquitin protein ligase activity.
GGUCCGGGUUUCAUGCCCCCUUGGCGGGUCUGGGGACUGGCCGCCCAGUGGGCAAAAGGAAUAACCCUCGCCCCACAGCAUUAGGGUAUGGUGGUGAGAAAUAAGUCUCACAUACCCGCCCCCGUGCCCGGCCGGCCUGGUGCCUCUCGGCCUGCCCUCCAGUGCGGUACCUCCAUUCUCGGUGCCGGCAGCAGCCGCUGCUUCUGUCGUUCUGCUGAGCUCCGAGCCCGGACGGUGGGCGGCGCAGGCUUCGUGGGAAGGGGAAAACGCCGGAUCUUUUCUCCCUCAACCCGGCUGCUCUCCCCUACGUGAUGGGGCACUGGAGGAUGGGUGCCACUCUCAGAGUUGCAGAAGCCUCAUUACACUGGGAGUGGAUGGGCGAAAGUGAGCUGGAGACUUCCUGCCGUCUCAGCCAUCCUUGCGUGGGUACAGCGAUGAUCACCUCCUGUUGUUAUUGUCUCUCCAGUCCUUCAUGGACUAGAGGGCAGAGACCAGAGUUGAAUAUAGUUUUCAAAGUCGUAAACGGAGUAGAUUUUCUAUUCAGACCUUACAAAGCAUGGCCCGCGCUUCUGCUGUGGCCCUUUCUCAUCAUUUGGGAACAUUUACAAAGAAGAUCUUAGAAUGAAGACAUUCACGUCCGUUUCUUCAAACAAUGAGUUACAAGGCACUAAUAGUUCUGGAUCGUUGGGUGGUCUUGAUGUUCGCAGACGAAUUCCUAUAAAACUCAUCUCCAAACAAGCAAACAAAGCCAAACCUGCACCUCGAACUCAAAGGACUAUAAACAGGAUGCCUGCAAAGGCUUCCACUGGUGAUGAAGAAGGAUUUGAUUAUAAUGAAGAAGAACGAUAUGACUGUAAAGGGAAUGAAUUGUUUGGAAAUCAGCGAAGAUUUCCUGGACAUCUGUUUUGGGACUUUAAGAUAAACAUCUUAGGUGAAAAGGAUGAUACACCAGUUCAUUUCUGUGACAAAUGUGGACUGCCUAUUAAAAUCUACGGGCGAAUGAUUCCAUGCAAACAUGUUUUUUGCUAUGACUGUGCUAUUUUACAUGAAAAAAAGGGAGAUAAGAUGUGUCCAGGCUGUAGUGAUCCGGUGCAGCGAAUCGAACAGUGUACACGAGGUUCUCUCUUCAUGUGUAGCAUUGUGCAAGGGUGCAAGAGAACGUAUUUGUCUCAGAGAGACUUGCAGGCUCAUAUCAACCAUCGCCACAUGCGAGCUGGAAAACCCGUUACCCGUGCUUCACUUGAAAAUGUUCAUCCUCCUAUUGCCCCACCACCAGCUGAAAUCCCUGAGCGCUUUAUAAUGCCACCAGACAAGCACCAUAUGAGCCAUAUUCCGCCAAAGCAGCACAUCAUGAUGCCACCACCUCCUCUGCAGCAUGUGCCACACGAGCACUAUAAUCAGCCACAUGAGGAUAUUCGUCCUCCUCCAGCCGAAUUAUCCAUGGCUCCACCACCACCUCGUUCAGUCAGUCAGGAAACCUUUCGUAUUUCAACAAGAAAACACAGCAAUUUAAUAACCGUCCCUAUUCAGGAUGACUCAAAUUCAGGUGCUAGAGAACCACCACCUCCUGCCCCAGCACCUGCUCACCACCAUCCUGAAUAUCAGGGUCAACCAGUGGUUUCGCACCCUCAUCAUAUUAUGCCUCCACAGCAACAUUAUGCACCACCCCCACCUCCUCCACCUCCAAUAAGCCAUCCAAUGCCACAUCCUCCCCAGGCUGCAGGUACUCCUCAUUUGGUAUAUAGCCAAGCUCCACCUCCACCAAUGACCUCUGCUCCACCACCAAUAACCCCUCCCCCUGGACAUAUUAUUGCCCAGAUGCCACCUUAUAUGAAUCAUCCUCCUCCAGGACCUCCCCCACCUCAACAUGGUGGUCCACCUGUAACUGCACCCCCUCCUCACCAUUAUAAUCCUAACUCUUUACCCCAGUUUACUGAAGAUCAAGGAACUCUCAGCCCUCCAUUUACACAACCGGGGGGAAUGAGUCCUGGUAUAUGGCCUGCACCAAGAGGGCCGCCUCCUCCUCCACGAAUGCAGGGUCCGCCUUCUCAAACCCCACUUCCUGGACCACAUCAUCCAGAUCAGACAAGAUAUAGACCUUACUACCAAUGAUAAUAGUGUUCUGAACUGAAGACAUGAUGAGGAGAAAACUUACUUAGAGUCAGUCUUUUCAUUAAGCUUUGACUGUUUUGGGAAGGAAAAGUACCUCUUACCCAGGUGACUAUAAAACACAUAGGGUCUUUUGUCUCUUAAAAUGGUUUCCGAUAUUGACCUUAGGAUUGGUCUCAAGUACUAUACUGUAGUGCGGUUAAGUGGAUUGGUUGAGCACAGUUCUGUUUUAACAACUUUGUUCCCUUAGUGCGAUAAAUUGACUCAGAAGUGAUCAUUUGUAAAAAAAUUUGAAAAAUUUUCAUUGUUCCACUUUCAAAAGUACAGCUUUUGGUAAACCCAAUAUUCUGUUUUUCUUGUGAUACAUUUUGUUAACCUGUGUAAAAGGAUUAAAUUUCAAUAUGGUUGUAAAAAUGCUAUUUUUAUGUGAACUUAAGUGCAGUCACAUACUGUUUUUAAAAAUCAUAUGUUUUACCACUAAUUUCCCAAAGUUAUAAUAAAAUCCUAAAAGUAGAAUUUGCUGUAAGGCAAACUGUUAAAUAAUAGAGGUAUUUCACAUUUUAGGCACUGAAAUUUUGAGAUUUAGUAAGUAUAUAAUACAUUUCACUUGGAUGCCUUUGUGUGUGUAGGCAGCCUUAGGAACACCAAAAUACAUUGGAAUCCCAGUACUAAGAUGUUGGUGGUAUUAGAAGGCAUUCUGAUUAUUUGGGAAGAUACAGCCAAAGUAAUACUCUACAGUCUCCAAGCCGGGGGGAGGGGUGUGCCGUUACUCGUUGCUUGUUUCGCUGAAUGGUUGGAAUCACAUGAUGCACCACAGCUACUAAUCUUAAGUAACAUUAUUUUAUAGAACUGUUCAAAUGGUGUUAUAUAGCUGAUGUAUUUUCUCUUCAUUGUCUUAAGCUAAAUAGGGCUGAUAGGCUUUAUAUAAAUCCUCAUUUCAUGGUAGUUUAAUUCUGUGCUUAUGUGGGUUCUUGUUUAUUGGGUUUUAAACUGAAAUUGAAAUGCUUUGGAGGGAUUUGAAUAAUGUACUAAUGAAUGUUUGCUUGUAAUCACAGACUAGCGUUUGCUCAGGUUUCAUUGCUUGUGUGAUAAGGGUUUUUCCUCUAACUUGAAAUUUGAAAACUAUUAUUUCCUGUUCCUCUUGCUGGUCAGGCGGUCUAAACUUGUGACGUUUUAGCAUGGCAUCAACAGCGAUGACUACCAGAUAAUUUUGUAUUGGAGAAGAGAAAAGUAAUGACUAAAUUGUGAAUUUCAGUGCUUUAUAGGUGCCUUUAGAGUCAGCUUUUGCAUUAUAGGGGCUUGUUACAGUCCAGCUAAGAUGACCACUUACGGUUUAUACAGAUCUCACAUGUAUAAAUCAGCGUUCUUAGGAUAUGACUAUAUAUCCUUAGAAGAAACCCCUGUGAACUUUUCCUCCCUCCUAAAAUGGUGCAUAAUAUAAACAUGACUUGUAGUAUGCAGAUAUCAUUUAUUAGGUAGUUUGUAGUAUAUAAAUUUAGAACAUACUUUUUCAACAAAGGAUGAACUAUUUGCUAAUUUACCAUUUUAUUCUGUCAGGUACAGGCAAAACAAAUUUUCAUUUUGGAUGAUCAAAUACAAACUUUCUGAACUUAGAAUAGUUAAAAAUAAUAUAAAUGGCCAUUUCACUCUUGACUGGCCAAAGAUAAUGAAUACACUUUUUUCUUAAGUAAUUUUUCACACUUAGCAGUUCGAGAGACUAGUUUGUUAAUGCACUAUUUCUAGGAAGAAAUUCUUGUUAGGAGCAUGAGAGUGAAAUAGUGUGAAGUGUUGGUGGUGAGUGCUUCUAUCAUAUUACUGUAGGUACUUGGACUGGUGCAAACUUGAUUCCUAUUCGUGCCCCUGUUUAGGAGCUGUUAAAAUAUUACUGUUAAAAUCCAAACCAUUCAUUGUCAUGUAAUUAGAAAAUAGCUGAAUUCACUGUAGAGCUUUUCAGCUGUUUAUGAAGAGCUCUUCUGUUUUUAUUGAAAUUCAUUAGCAUCAAAUGUGAGAAACCACCUGGCCUGUGUUUUUGACAAAAAAAAAAAAAAAAAAAUCAAUAUCAUGCUAAAAUUCCGUAUGUUAAGAGAAUUCCUGUAGGCUUUUAAAAAUGAUUUGUUAGGUAUAAUAAACAUGUUAUGCAGGGAGGCAGAUCAGAUGAAUGUCUUGUAGCAGACAAAAAUUUUUAAGUGGUGUUAGACUUGAAUUUGUCAGUUAAUUGAACAAGGGUGGGUGGGUAGAAGGAAAACAAAAUUACUGUUUAGUGUUUCUUAAGGAAAAAGAUGUGAAUCCCAGCCUUAUUUCAGGGAAACCUUUGAAGCUAUGAUGGACAUAAGUCUAAAUGUAUGUAUGUUUCAUUAUAUUGCUCUUAAGACUACUGAGGUGGCAGUUUCAUUCUUAAAAACAAUAAAAUGGAAGCAUAAAUACUA